Molecule: messenger RNA, 2368 nt
Organism: Drosophila sechellia
Lineage: Eukaryota; Metazoa; Arthropoda; Insecta; Diptera; Drosophilidae
Exons: 4
Coding region: 1-2286 (761 amino acids)
Biological process (GO): fructose metabolic process
Cellular component (GO): extracellular region
Molecular function (GO): ketohexokinase activity; chitin binding
Source: RefSeq, a predicted model, not a curated record
AUGAGAAACACUUUAAAUAUCUUUGAUUUUUCAAUCUGCUUACAAACACAUUUGGCAAGUGUCGAAAUUCAGAACUGCACGCUGGACAUGAUCACCAUCGUGGAUCUGCCUCUUUACCCAGGCCAGGUGCAGCGCACCACGGAGGGAAGCUGGCGGCGCGGCGGUCCCGCUGCCAACAUAUGCACCGUGUGGCGGCGACUGGGCUUGGAGUGCGAGUUCCUCGGCGUUUUGAGCAGGGUAAGGGCGUUCGAGAGCUUGUUGAAUGGAUUUCAAUCGCAGGGCAUCGACAUUUCGCAUUGCCCGCUGACGAAUCACCGGCCUGCGCACCGCAGCAUAAUUGUCCAACGGAACGUGGAUACACGAACCUUGCUGGAGUUCGCCAAUGCCAACCAGGAGCUCACCUACCAGCAGUUUGUGGGCGCCGUGGACUACCAGAAGUACUCGUGGAUACAUUUCGAGUGUCGUAAUCCCGUUGAGAUGCUGCGCAUGGUCCUGGCGGUCAUACAAUUCAACGAGCGCUGCCCCGAGUCAAGGAUCACCCUCUCCGUGGAUCUGGACAACUUGCGGCCGGCCACCAUGUUGAUGGCCAGUAUGGUGGACUACGUCUUCGCCCGGAAGACCAUGAUGCGCACGUACUGUUUUAUGAAUGGACGCGAGGUUGUUUGGGCGAUUAGAAAUGAAAUGCGAAGAGCACGGACUCAAUGGGAAAAAAACCAGCCUAAAAAGAUGCCCUAUCUACCUCCGGAUCCCCCAGACGAGCAUUCCAGCGGAUAUUGCCCGGGACCGCUGAACAACCAACCCGUCGUCAUAUACAAUAACUAUAUGGAAGGCGCCAGUUGCCUGAUGGCCGACGACACCUACUUCAAGGUGGGCUCACAGAUCCCGCCCAAAUUUGUGGACGUUGUGGCCGUUAACGACACCUUCUCAGCGGCCGUGAUAUAUGCACUGAUUAAGGUCAAGAUGCGGCUGAGGGAUGCCAUCGAGUACGGAACCCGGGCGUCGUCUCUGAAGUUGACGGGAAACGGAUUCGAUGUGCUGCGGUGUAUGCCCAAGGAUCUGAUUGCAGAAUACUCAUUAGUAUUAAAAAACAAAUGUCGGAGCAAUCUCUGCCCGCGAUUGCCAAAUGGGCUGAAAAAUCUCAAUCAAAGCGAGGACAUAAAAAGCCAAGUCAUUAGCAAUCAACGUCGCAUUCGACGGAUUCCCAGCAUAAACGCGCAUCUGAUGAAAAUGGAGAAUCGCUUAUUAGUUAUAUGGCUGCUUUCGGCCAUCACCGCGGCAUCGGUUAAGGCCGAACUUACAGAUAUAUCCGCUAUCUGCAGGAUAUCAGAUCCCUGGCAAAUGCUGCCCCACAAGGACAACUGCCAAAGGUUCUAUGUUUGCACUGGCGACGAUGACCUGCCCUUCCAGGAGUUCAGCUGUCCGGCGGAGUACCAUUUUAGCAAGAAGCUCAUGAUUUGUGUACCCGGAGCCUGCACCGAUGAAUCCGUAUUUUGUGGCCUUACAAAUAGUGUGGAGCGAGUCCACAGCGAUUGCACGCGAUACCGACAAUGCCUGGAGGGAGGAUCCUUCGCCGUGGCCAAAUGUUCCGUCGGAAACUACUUUGAUCCAGCCCGAAGAGCCUGCCUCCCAGUGGCCAUAAGUGCAGCCCAUCAGUGCAGCUGUGUGCUGCCGGAUAAUGCCACUCUGGCCAAUCCAAGCGACUGCGAGACAUAUUUCCGCUGUCACUCCGGACAGGCGGAGCUGGUCCAGUGUCCAUCAGGAGACUACUUCGACGAGCGAGUGAGCAGCUGUGUGCCGGAUCACACGGGAAUUUGCCUGGAAAAGCCGACAAUGCCGACACUCACAGAGCAAGCUAUUGCUAUGGACGAGUGCAUCCGGACGGGCAGCCGCCUGGCACCGCACAGCCGAGAUUGCCAACGUUACUACAUAUGCGCCAAAAAGCGGGUGCUGGAAAUGCGCUGUCCCAGGGGUCAGUAUUUCGAUGUUGUACGACGGUUCUGCGCUCGUGAUUUGGAAAGCGAAUGUCAGGCUCUGCAGGCGGAGAAACAAGACCUGGAGCUGGACGAGAAUAUUCAAGUGGAGCUGGAGGAGAAUAUCCAGAUUGACAUUCCAGCGAAGCAUAAGGUAAAGAAUCAGGGACACAAGCCGGUCCAGAAGAACUCCGAAAAGGAAGUGGUCCGCAACCAGGAAUUACCAGCGACGCAGGCUAAUGACAAACUUCCACAGCCCUCAGCCGAGGCAGUGAGCAGCUACGAUAAGUUCUCGUCGAAGUUUAUUUCUAUGUAACCGAUUAAUUCUAAGCAAUCAUUCAUUAAAUACAGCAAUAUCUGACGUUAACUAUUAAUAAAUGCAACGAAAUAAUUUUGUA